Messenger RNA from Lotus japonicus, 1544 nucleotides. RefSeq names its product GCN5-related N-acetyltransferase 6, chloroplastic. The transcript has 8 exons. Bases 209 to 1000 code for a protein of 263 amino acids. Gene Ontology annotation, molecular function: acyltransferase activity, transferring groups other than amino-acyl groups. Lineage: Eukaryota; Viridiplantae; Streptophyta; Magnoliopsida; Fabales; Fabaceae. The record is from RefSeq and is a predicted model, not a curated record.
CAAUAUUUAUAAAUGGAAAAAAAAAAUCUUAUGCCCAUCAUCAUAUAUCCAUUUUGCCUUUGACUGUGAAAACAUAAAAUAUCCAUGGCGGGUGAACUAGUCAUCACCAUAGCCGAAUCAAACUAGAACCACCUCUUUCUUCUUCCUCUCUCAAAUCUUCUUCGUUUUCUCUUCAAUUUCGAUUCUGGGGUUUUCAAUUUCAACAACCAUGCCUCCAACAUCAACUAUUCCAAUUCCACGACCUGAAUUCCACACCUUAUUCUUCAAUGGGUCUCCAAUCCCUCACAAAUUCCCCAGAAUCGCAGCUUCAUGGACCAUGACAUUGGAUUCCAAAUUUUCCCAAACGAUGAACAGUAACAGUAUGAAGAAGAUGAAGAAGAAGGAAGAACUCCCAGUGCAGCAGCUUUCAACGCCACCAGUUUCAAAGGUGGAGACCUUGAGCUCAGACAAUCUCCAAUUUGACCGGUUGCAGCCAUCGGAUCAUGAAUUGGUUCGAGAAAAUAGGUUUGAGUUUGGCCAAUUUGUUGCUAGAGAAGCUGUGCUUGAUGAAGAAUAUUGGACAGCAGCAUGGUUAAGGGCAGAAAGUCACUGGGAGAAUAGAACAUAUGACAGAUAUAUUGAUAACUACAAAAGGAAAUUCGCUGACCAGGAAUUUAAUGCAGUAAAAAGGAGGUGCAAGGUGCAAACUGGGGAUAACUGCAUGUGCAUUAUCACGGUAAAGAAGGAGCAGAAGAAUUUAAAGCACUCAGUUAUAAAAAGUGUUGUCGGAACCCUUGAUUUGAAUUUCCGAUAUCUACUGCAAGGGGAGACUUUUCCUGGGGAACGAGUAAAGGCUCCUAUUUUUUGCACCAUUAACAGAACAGCACCAAACAAAUAUGGUUAUAUUGCAAACUUGUGUGUUGCCAAAUCAGCUCGCAGACAUGGUAUUGCAAGCAACAUGAUGUAUUUUGCUGUUGAAACAGCAAAGUCUAAUGGUAUAUGUGCAUGUGGACAGAAAUAAUAGGCCUGCACAAUUAUUGUACCAAAAGCUGGGCUUUGAGGUAAUUUAGCUGUUAGUUCAUCUGUAUUUCUCAUUUUCAAUCAUGCUUAACUCUGGCAGCUUCCUUAUCUUUCUCAGAUGGUUGAAACGGCAAACUCCCGAUUAUUACUGGAGGAUACAUACUUGCUGCGUUUACAGACGUAAUACGAAAGAUUAAUUCUUCAUUUGUUCUUCAAUUGGAUAGCUUCUGAACAGUUGGCAAAUAUCAAAAAUUCACCAGCUCCUAUAAUCAUCAGAGUUAUAACCUAUAUUUGUUUGUGUAAAUGCACGUAUGUAUCUAUCUUUUUUGUCCAAAGGUGUAAUUAGUUUCCUUGUUUACUCUGCUUUCCUUCUCAAAGUGCUUUCUUUUUUUAAGCAUUUGUUUAGGUGUCUUGUAUUCUUCCCCAAUUGAAAUUGGGGGGAAAACACUAUAAUGUAUUGGAUUUCGAUUUUGAUUUUGAAGGAUGGAUGAAACUGAACAAGGAUAUCUAUCAUUUAUAAUGCAGUGAUGUCUUAUUGUGGCUAA